CUCCACUCUACCUCUCUCUAUGCAAAUUCUAUCUGUCCAAACUUACCUCAAACAAACAACACGUAUAUAUUCCGAACUUCAGCGGGUCAGUUUCCUUCUUCCUGGUGUAAGCAAAUCUUCAACUACCAUUCAAAUUCACAAGUCGAAGACGCAAGUAUCACUGAAAUCUACUCAUAUAUACUCCCACAUCAUCUUCUUCUAUCUCUGUAACUUCCUCUGCAUUCAAUUACAUUGCUCUCUCUCUAAAAAAUGAGUUGGUGGUGGUCUGGAGCUAUUGGCGCUGCCAGGAAGAAACCAGACCAAGAUGAAGCGCCGCGAACCUUACAGAGUGUCGGACUCAUCAUCGGCGUCACCGGCCUCGUCGGCAACAGCCUCGCCGAGAUUCUCCCUCUUCCGGACACCCCCGGUGGCCGCUGGAAAGUCUACGGCGUCGCCCGCCGCCCCCGACCCUCCUGGAAUGCAGACCACCCAAUCGACUACAUCCAGUGCGACGUCUCCGAUCCCGACGAUGCUCAAGCCAAGCUCUCUGUCCUCACCGACGUCACACAUGUCUUCUACGCCUGCUGGACCAACCGCGUCUCCGAGGCUGAGAACUGCAAGGUCAACGGCGCCAUGCUCAGAAACGUCCUCCGCGCCAUCAUCCCCAACGCUCCCAAUCUCCGCCACGUGACGCUCCAAACCGGCUGCAAGCACUACCUCGGCCCCUUCGAGCUCGUCGGCAAGAUCGAGUCCCACGAGCCACCGUUCACGGAGGAUCUCCCCCGCCUGGACGCGCCAAGUUUCUACUACACACAGGAGGAUAUCCUGUUCGAAGAGGCAGCGAGCAAGGAGGGUUUGACCUGGUCCGUUCACCGGCCUCUGGUUAUCUUCGGCUUCUCCCCUUACAGCAUGAUGAACCUUGUCGGAACUCUCUGCGUCUACGCCGCAAUCUGCAAGCACGAGGGUCUUCCGUUGAGAUUCCCCGGCACGAAAGCGGCGUGGGAGUCUUAUAGCGCGGCCUCCGAUGCGGAUUUGAUCGCGGAGCAGCAGAUUUGGGCGGCGGUGGAUCCCUAUGCGGCGAACGAGGCCUUCAACUGCAGCAAUGGGGAUGUGUUCAAAUGGAAGCAUCUGUGGAAGGUUCUGGCGGAGCAGUUUGGGAUUGAGGAGUACGGGUUAUUCGAGGAGGAUUCUUCAGGUUGGAGGUUGUCGGAGAUGAUGAAAGACAAGGGAGCUGUGUGGGAGGAGAUUGUGAAAGAGAAUCAGCUGCAACCUACCAAGCUCCAUGAGGUUGCUGAAUGGUGGUUUGUGGAGCUUAUGUUUUCUGGUGGUGGCCUAUUGGAUAGCAUGAACAAGGCCAAAGAGCACGGUUUUUUGGGGUUCAGAAACACCAAGAAUUCCUUCAUAUCUUGGAUUGAUAAGACCAAAGCUUACAAGAUUGUGCCCUGAAUCUCACUAUGCCUCUGCUUCUGCUGUGAAAUUUUUCCACUUGAUUUAUGUGGAAUAUGUAAAACUAUUGUAUUGUGCAUCAUACUGUGUGUUGUUGUGCAUUUUAUAGUAGGACAUAAAAAACACUUAUUUUCUAUUUUCUGCGAAAAUAAUAAGGAAAAUUGGCAGAAAAAGAGACAAGUAUUUUUUUUAUGUUUUAACUGUUGGAGUGUUUAUGUAUCAUUACUGAUAUUAUUGGCAUUAUGUUUCUGUGCUUUGAUCUAUAA
Molecule: messenger RNA, 1691 nt
Organism: Lotus japonicus
Lineage: Eukaryota; Viridiplantae; Streptophyta; Magnoliopsida; Fabales; Fabaceae
Product: 3-oxo-Delta(4,5)-steroid 5-beta-reductase-like
Exons: 1
Coding region: 250-1425 (391 amino acids)
Source: RefSeq, a predicted model, not a curated record